AGUGGUGUUUUCCAUUAGCCUGUCUGCCUCCGGCUGCGCUGCUCCAGUGUCAGAGGCUCAGUUUGUCUUUUAUCAACAAGAGAAGAUUUAAUCCAACGUUUCCAACAUGUCGAAAGAAGAACAGUGAGCGAGACACCGACGAGGAAUGAACUGAAACCCGCUCGGACCCAACAUGGCGAUCAGGGAGCUCAAAGUCUGUCUCCUGGGGGACACUGGAGUAGGGAAGUCCAGUAUUGUUUGCCGGUUCGUUCAGGAUCAUUUUGACCACAACAUCAGUCCCACAAUAGGGGCAUCGUUCCUGACCAAGACAGUGCCAUGUGGACACGAACUGCACAAAUUCCUGAUCUGGGAUACAGCGGGACAGGAAAGGUUCCACUCUUUAGCUCCUAUGUACUACAGAGGAUCGGCUGCUGCUGUCAUUGUCUACGACAUAACUAAACUGGACUCUUUCCAGACACUGAAGAGGUGGGUGAAGGAGCUGAAGGAACACGGUCCAGAGGACAUUGUCGUAGCCAUAGCAGGAAACAAGAACGAUUUAGGAGACAUCAGGGAAGUUCCAAUGAAGGAAGCGAAGGAGUUUGCCGAAUCAAUUGCAGCUAUUUUCAUCGAGACCAGCGCCAGAAAUGCUGUGAAUGUCGAGGAGCUCUUUCAGAAAAUCAGUAAACAGAUUCCACCUCUAGAGAAUCCUGACGUGGACAGCAACGAAUCCUUCCAACUCAACCGGCAGCCCGCUCUGUCUGCCAGGAGAUGCUGCUAGGAACAACAGAGGAGAUGACUUCCUUCCGCGUCAGGGACCCCACCAGCACUGCUCAUCGUCCACAACAUGCACGCUGUCUUCACACAGGUGAAAGACAGGCCAGUGCACAGACAGAUGUCCGCUUGCACAUGAGGUUCACCUGCAGCAUGAGACAGAAAACCUGCCAGCAGUGUUAAUAUUGGUCAUUAGGAAGCAGGAAACAUUCAGUUUGUCCCCCUCAGGUGGUGUUUUGCCUGAAUUACAUCAUUUUGUUUGCGAUUUAAUACGAAGUUCAUUACAAAAGGCAGUUUUAUCCCUCUAUCGUUAAUAAUUUUACAAUUUAACACAAAGUAUUUACAAGCCACCUGGAUGUUGAGCUCUAUGAAGCUGGGUUUUGGCGGCUGAUGCACCUACAGUUUUAUUGCAAGAGUCAACUGCUCUGUAGAUUUCCAUUGCACUGUGGCUCUUCAAUUGCACAAACACAUUUAAUGAACGUUUUUAUAUUGAUUUUGUAUUAUCAAGUCCACACUUUUGCUUCUCGUGGAGCCUUUGUGUUUGUGUCUGUCUCUCUAUAUAUAGAUUUCUUUUUUGUUGAAUAUUUGUAUAAGAGGAUGUUGAGGUUGAACUUCGGACGAGAAUUCAGUUGUGUAUCUCAGACGCAGAGGCUUUACAUUCCACUCUUUUGUCCAUUUGCUGCGUAAGUGUUUGACUGUAUUGCUGCAGAAUAACCAGCUUAGAGGCCUUAAUUGUACUAGCGGUGUGUUACCCCCUGUUCAAACACUGUGACCAAUGCUAGGAUUGUUUACAUAGUGAUUUGUUAAAGAUGUUUUCUACAUGCUGAAGUGUGUUGUCAGGAGAUUUCACUACAGGGAAUGACUGUAUACAACUGCCAAACAUAAGAAGUAUCUCUACCUGAAAAAGGGUCACAGUUAAUACUGUUCGGGAAGUGAAAAGACCUGCAUGUGUUUUAUUCUUAACAAGUCUGUAGCUGUUUGAGUUUUUAAGAAGAGAUUGUGUUUUGUGUCUACUAACCGAAUUCGAUAAGAAUUACGGGAAUAUAUUUGUGCAAAAAAGUGGAAAUGUGAUGACAAUGAAAGUUACUUAGCAAAAUGAGAUUAUGUAGAGUGUUGCUGCUGCUUCGUUUGCAGCAUUGCUCUUGGAUUUGACCACUCGAGAAAUGUUAAACAGCACUUUGGCUGCAUUGACCUCAGUAUUCGUUACAAAUUUUUUUGAAUGUUGAAAGUUACUGUUACUUUAUAACAAUAGCGAUUGAUCGAUUAACAUGGACAACGUGGAUUUAAAUGUUAUCAGUAUUCUGGUUCCACAUUUCAUGACCGUUAAAAAUAUGUUUACAUUUAUUCUUUGUCCCUUUAGAAAAAUAUAUUAUUCUAUCCACUUUCAUUGGUUAGUGGAGCUCAGUUAACUGUAGGACCAGCAGGUACUGUUCCAUCUAUGCAAAGUCCCACCAAACUGCAUUUUUAAAUUUUCCAAUUACUGAUAAGUAUGUCAAAGUUUACUAGCAGUUCAACUAAAACUUUUUUUUUGUAUGCAAUCUGGCUUGACCUCACUUCCACACUGACAGACAAGGACAUAUUGAGAAAUGACAUUUCAUGUGAGGUUACUUGUUGCUGUUUCCAACCAGAACUUUAUGUCCUCCACGCAAGUGCCUUUGUUUUUCUAAAUAAAUUUGUCAUGGCUAAAAAAGGUAUCCUGCAAGAAUAAUGCAUGAAUUACUAAAUCAGACUAUCUGUACAUAACAGAUAACAGAACGUUACCUGCAGCAAUCCUUAGACUGUCAUGAUUCCCUGUAUCCUCUUUUUAACUUUUGUAUAUUAAUCAAUGUAAUAAAGAAAUAAUUAUUCUC
Molecule: messenger RNA, 2600 nt
Organism: Platichthys flesus (European flounder)
Lineage: Eukaryota; Metazoa; Chordata; Actinopteri; Pleuronectiformes; Pleuronectidae
Gene: rab31
Product: RAB31, member RAS oncogene family
Exons: 7
Coding region: 173-757 (194 amino acids)
Molecular function (GO): GTPase activity; GTP binding
Source: RefSeq, a predicted model, not a curated record